Sclerotinia borealis F-4128 is the source of this 837-nucleotide messenger RNA. The record is from the annotation of a GenBank genome assembly. Lineage: Eukaryota; Fungi; Ascomycota; Leotiomycetes; Helotiales; Sclerotiniaceae.
AUGGAUUAUUCAUAUUACACUCCGAAUCCUCAGUCAUUCUUCCCUCUUCUCCCUCCUACCCCAACCCACACAAACGCAUCAAACACCGAUGAGUUCAGCAAUUCUCCACCGGAUGUCUUUGAGCAGUUUCAGCCUUAUGAUUAUGCAAGUCAAUACGAUCCACGCAUCCCAAAAGUUACAACCCCGCUCUCCCAGCACAAGCCAUCGGCUGUUCACCCCAUGUAUACCGAUAUGCCCGCCGAUAUAAAUGACGAUUCGAUGCGCAAUAGUGAUGAUGAGGAUAAUCUGACCCCGGCGCAAUCCAGGCGCAAGGCCCAGAACCGUGCAGCUCAACGAGCCUUCCGCGAACGCAAGGAACGGCAUGUCAAAGAUCUCGAAGUCAAGCUCGCAUCACUCGAGACAAACACUAAUAACCUAGCUCUAGAAAACGAGCGGUUAAAACUGCAACUCACAAAAGCUGCGACGCAAAACGAAAUCUUGAAAGCAACGUCGGGGCAUUCAAAUCGUGGAGGCUCGGAGCCUCUGUCGAUUACAGGUCCUAUGAAAUACAAGCCUACAGAUUUCUAUACAGAGGUUCUGUAUGCGCAUGAUAAUAAGGUGCCGAGUCACAGGAUAGUAACGAGUGAUGGAGGAGAAAGGCUAUUUGCAGCGGGUGCAACGUGGGACUAUAUUAUCGAACAUCCACUGUACAAGCGAGGGCUGGUGGAUAUAGGAGAUGUUAGUGAAAGGCUGAAGAGAGUUGCGAAAUGCGAUGGGCAAGGGCCGGUUUUUGAAGAGAGAGCCAUACUGGAUGCGAUCGAGAAGAGCGUCGCAAGUGGAAAUGAUGAGUUGCUAUGA